AAUACGGAAAAAUUGUUCUCGCGAAGCCAUAAAGUUUCUCACCUGGGGCUCCCACAAUUCACGACGGCGAGAUUUUGACUGCUGAGGCUCGUAGGGAGGUCGUCUCCAGAAACCCUAAAAACUCAUUUCUCUAUCCGUACUCUUCUUCAGCUUUUGCUGGCCGCCGUUUUUAUUUUGAUCUCAUUGUGAAGAAAUGGCCGAUGUUCAUCGCAAAAGGUACUCUCGAUCUCCUUCACCCUGGCGAGCUCCUUCUAGAUCAAGAUCCAGAUCUAGAUCACGAUCGAGGCCCAGGUCCAGGUCCAGAUCAUGGUCAAGGCCAAGAUCCCCAAGUCGUGGAAGAUCAAGGUCCAGAAGUCGUGGGAGGGACCAUGCCAACAAUCCUGGGAAUACUCUUUAUGUCACUGGUCUAUCUACAAGAGUCACUGAAAGAGACCUUGAAGAUCAUUUUUCCAAGGAAGGCAAGGUAGCUUCUUGUUUUCUUGUGGUUGAGCCUCGAACACGGAUUUCUCGUGGUUUUGCAUUUGUUACUAUGGACAAUGUAGAUGACGCUAAUCGGUGUGUUAAGCAUCUCAACCAGUCAGUUCUAGAAGGUCGAUAUAUAACUGUGGAGAAGUCGCGGCGGAAACGGCCAAGAACUCCAACACCAGGACACUAUUUGGGGUUGAAAAGCACUAGAGACUCUGGCUAUCGUGGCGAUCGAGGUAGUAGAUAUCGUGGUGGUGGCUCCUUCCGUGAAGACUAUGGGUAUCGUCGGUCUCCAAGACGCUCACCAUAUCGAGGGGCUCGUGAAUACUCCCCUAGACACUCCCCCCCUUAUGGUGGGGGGAGAUCAAGGAGGGAUCACUCAAGGUCACCGCCACCUUACUCUCCUCCUUAUGGUGGCAGCCCGGAUAGGAGGUAUCCUCGUGGCUCUAGAUGAGGGUGAAGCCCCUUUUAAUGUACUUUUAUGGUUGCUGUUAGUCAAGGACCAAGUUGGAUGGUUGUGUGUACUCGAAUCUCUGUCUCAUAGUUGUAAGCAGUCCAACUGGCCGAAUGGUCAUCAUCGUAUGCUUUUUUAGGUUCGGUGUUCUAACUUUCUUCUAGUAAACAAUAUUGUUACAAAUAUUGGUAUGUGUCUUGUGAAUCUUACUUUUCGCUUUUAUCACUGGGGUUUAUUAGACAAUAUGGUAAAGUAGUUUUUUCCCUUGCCA
Molecule: messenger RNA, 1190 nt
Organism: Cucumis melo (muskmelon)
Lineage: Eukaryota; Viridiplantae; Streptophyta; Magnoliopsida; Cucurbitales; Cucurbitaceae
Product: serine/arginine-rich splicing factor SR45a
Exons: 8
Coding region: 194-919 (241 amino acids)
Biological process (GO): positive regulation of mRNA splicing, via spliceosome
Cellular component (GO): spliceosomal complex
Molecular function (GO): RNA binding
Source: RefSeq, a predicted model, not a curated record